AUGUUGCUCGAUUCACACAAUAGCCUUGGCCUCGCAAUGGGAGACUACGAGUCCAAUUUUCAGCUCCCGUUUUUCGAAAUGCAACAUUUGGAUCAUCAAUUGGGCGAAACAUCAAAUUCAAUACAAACCCAAGCGUUUGGGAUCACUCCUGAAUCCAUUGCUCAAAGCUCUGGAAGUUUUCCGCAAGAUGAAAACUCCAGUGCUAUGUCUACGUCGAAUCCUCACUGGCCCUCCCUUCCAAGUAAGACGUCUCACCCAAGUGAAGACCAUGAGCGGCAGAUCAGGAGGUCCGCGGAUACCCACGGCUUCUCUGACUUACCAGGCGGGUUAUUCGACGAAUUACUAGACAUUUGGUUCGACAAGAUCCAGUCAUUCUUACCGUUGCUUCAUCGACCACGUUUCAUAGAUAAGAUAUCCAGCAUUCGAGAUGGCGAAGAACUUAGCUAUCGGAAUCUUGACUGGGAGACGUCUCUUCUCCUAAAUGCAAUGUUCGCAAUGGCUGCACGGUUCUCCAACUCGCCAUACUUUUCUGGUCAGCCAAUACCAGAGCGCGGAGAGCAUUUCGCCAAACGGGCUAAGAGACUUUAUGAGACUUCUCUACCUCAUCUCAGAGCUCCUACCUUGAUUUAUCUGCAAGGCCUCACAGUACUCGCGUUUUACCUUUACGCAAUGGAGCCAAAUCCUCAAGGGUGGGUUUUGAUCGGUAUCUGCUCAAGACUUGCGUAUGAGCUUGAGCUAGACAAAAUCGACGAAGAUCCCGAGAUAACCAGGUCGCAACUGACUGGACACGAGGAGUGGAGCAGGCAGGAAGAGCGACGACGAACAUGGUGGUGUAUUUGGGAGCUUGACGGUUUUGCCGCCGCUAUCGCAUGUCGCCGUCCAACAAUCGAUAAGCGGAAUAUGCAAACUAUGCUCCCCGUUUCUGACGAAACAUGGUUUUCGAACACGCCGGUGGAAUCCGCUAUUAUUGACCCAAUGCUAACCAAGGCGUGGCAGACUUUGGAAAAAUGCGAAAAUCAAGACGUCCGCGCUUGGUUUCUUAUCGCUAAUUUUCUUCUUUUGUCUGCACAUGACUUAGCACAAUCUAAGCGUUCAUCGAAACAGGAAGUCAAUGCUCUUGAAACGGCUGUGUCGUGCUUCUUUCUAAUGAUGCCUUCCGAAUUCAACCUUUCUUCUCCAUCCCUUUCAUUCACGGACCGAACAUAUCGACGAAGUAACUGGAUUAUUUCAAUGAAUAUCAUGCUACAAGGGACUUUUAUUUUCCUUCGAUUUGUUGGUGAAAGCGCCGCGGCCAAGAUACCCCGCAACCCAAACAACCAUUUCUUAGCUCCUCUGGCUGCGGGUUCCCAUUUCAAAAUUUGCACAUCCGCCUAUCACGUUAAUGCAGAACAGAUAUUUACAGCUGUUCGGCUCUGGAAUCCCGCAUACGUUGCGCUACAUACGCCCUUCAUAGCUUGUCUGGUUAUCGGACCAGCUGCCAUCAAUCUACGCACGGCGAUCGAAAUCAAAAAGGACCCAGAUACGUAUCCGCAGUUCACAGGUUUGGAGCUUGAACUGCUCUCUCUGGCAUUGCAAAAGGUGGGAAGAUACUGGAAAUUCGGGUCGAUUCUACAUGGUAAGCAAAUUCUUUUGUUGUAA
Penicillium brevicompactum is the source of this 1638-nucleotide messenger RNA. RefSeq names its product fungal specific transcription factor domain-containing protein. The coding region runs from base 1 to 1638 and encodes 545 amino acids. The transcript has 3 exons. Gene Ontology annotation, biological process: DNA-templated transcription. Gene Ontology annotation, molecular function: DNA binding; zinc ion binding. Lineage: Eukaryota; Fungi; Ascomycota; Eurotiomycetes; Eurotiales; Aspergillaceae. The record is from RefSeq and is a predicted model, not a curated record. Gene Ontology annotation, cellular component: nucleus.